Molecule: messenger RNA, 1518 nt
Organism: Saccharomycodes ludwigii
Lineage: Eukaryota; Fungi; Ascomycota; Saccharomycetes; Saccharomycodales; Saccharomycodaceae
Exons: 1
Coding region: 1-1518 (505 amino acids)
Source: RefSeq, a predicted model, not a curated record
AUGUCUUUCAAUUCAACCAAUAUUCACAAUGCAACAGAAAUCGGAACAGAAAAUUUUUCGUUUUCACGCCAACAACAGCAACAACAACAACAACAACAAAAACAACGACAACAACAACAACAACGACAACAACGACAACAACCAAUAAUUGUAAACAGCAGAAAUACUAAUAAAAAGAGAAGAAGUGCAUCAGGUGGGAGAUCAACUUGGUCUGUCAGAGAAGAUGUUUUUUUAUUGGCCACGGUUUUGUAUUUUAGAGGAUACUUAAAAGACGAGGAAGUAUAUAAACCUAGAAGCAAAUUUUGGCAAGUUAUCAGUGAUGGAAUAUUUAAAAAAUAUAACACGAAUAGGAAUAAAAGACAAUGCAAGGAUAGAUUUAAUCUGUUAUUAUGGAAGAAGCUGGUGAGUAAAUCUCUGAAUUUUCCAGAUAGUGAUUGUAAUACAUAUGCUUACGCAUCUGUUGACAAUAUUUGUUAUAAUGAUGAUAGUAUCAAUAUCGAAUUUGAAUUGAACUCAUUAGAAGAUAUUUCACAUUUGACUUAUGAAAUGUGUCAUAACAAAAUUAAUUUAUUAUUGGAAUGUUGUUAUCAAAUAUUUUCUUUUGACAAAAGUAAUAAUAUUGUUUUAAAAUCAGCCUAUGAUAAUACUGUUGCUACUGCGACUACUAUUAAUGAUACACCAUCCAGCAACAAUAAUGCUAUUUUGUCAGCACCAAUUAUAACUGCUUCUCCGCCUGGGAAACACCGUUCUAGCUUCAUUUCUCAAGCUUCUCGGUUAAAUAAGAAUAAAAAUUGUUCGGCUAUGGGUAACUUUGACUUUGUCAAUGAGAGUACUGCUACUGCUGUAAAUAAUUCAAAAAAUAAUUUAAUUGACGACCAAACUGCUAGGUCUCCGUAUGCCGUACCAACUAAUCCUGAUUAUUUCGCUGGUAACUCAGAGGCUAAUACUAACUAUAACAAUACUAUGCCAUUCACUGCGUCAAGUUUGCUUGAUGCAUGUAACGGUAGCAAUAGUUACAGCAGUAAGAGCAACAAUUUGGAACUUAACUCCUUGUUGGAUAGUAUAACCAUACUGAAAAAUAAAAUUGAAGAAUUAAGUUUGAUAAUAAAUCGGCAUGAUCAACAAAUUCACAACAUAUCAUUUAUGCUAGACGAGAAAAUUAACAAUCGGGAGACUAUUUGUGGUUCAACUGCUGAUAGAUCUAAUAUUACUAAGAAUGAUGAUACUAAUAAGAAAAAUGCUUCCAAAACAUUAUUAAACUGGAGAUUUAAUAUGGCUGGUGCUACGCAUUUUAAUAAAGCAUCUAACGAGAUUGUUAUUGGUAAUAAUAAUGACGGGCUUUCUGAUGGUUAUCAUAAUAAUGUUGAUAGUAAGAGUAUAAACGAUGACAAUUUAACUAAUAUUAAUUAUAAUUAUUUAAAUCUUCCAAUGUACGAGCCACCAAAACAUUCAACAUAUCUCAGUAUUUUCGAUCCAGCAUUUUCACGUGAACAUUUAUAUACAUCUUCAUCAAAUUGA